UUUUAAUGUAUAAUAUUAUAACGUGUACUUAUUUAUAUUUGUUUAAAUUGUGUUCUAAUUCCAUAAUUUCGCUAUCGAUCGCGACACUCGCUGAGUUUGCAAAGAUCCAAAAUAGUAUUGGAAGUAUGUGUGUACCGAAUUUGCAUACGCAAUAAUAUGAACAUCGAUUAGUUGUUUGACAUCGAUAUCAAUUAAAAUAUCGGCUAAAAAAGCGACGCCCAAUCUUUUUACCACCAUUAAUAAGUUUGCAUAGUUCUGUGGUGGAGUUGCGACGCAAUUCAGCGCGAUUGAUUCGCCAAAAAAUGAUUGUGAAAUAAUAUUGUGAAAUUAGAUCAUUGCAAGACGAGUUGUUUACGCAAAUUGACAGAUAUCGGAACUCUUUUUGAAAGGCAACCAAGCACUGAUAAUUAUUUCGAUACUAAGAAAACAGAAGCGAUCGACAUCGACGGCACAAUUAAGACCAGAGCUGCUGAGCACGUGAACUGAAAUAUCUUUGAAUCGACAUCGAUCCACAAUCAAAAGGGGUAGCUGACGAGCUGGCACAUGAAGACGGAUAUAAAGCUGGAGAUAGAAAUCAAAUCGAAACGCACACCUUUAACUGCAGCUACAACUGAACUCAACUGAACUGAAUUUGGUUAUAUACUGCAAACUACAUUGGGACUAUACAUCAUGUAUGCCUUUGAGGCUAAACUCUUUGCGGAGAUCGAGAAAAUGCAAGCGCGAUGGGACGCUCGGGAAAAAGAAUUACGUGAAAAGGAGCAGAAGGAGGCAGCCGCCAAGUUGAAUCCAGAUGCUAAACCGAAGCCACCUUCGGAAAGCGAACUCCACGAUAUGGAGUUAGAGAAAAUUUGUAAAAAAUUUCAAAAACUGCUACCUAAACUGGUGCCUGAUCAUUGCGAUUGUAGUCCAGAGUUUCAAGAGAUGUUAAAGAAGGACGGGUACAUGUGCUGUGUACCAGCAGCAAAGGCAGCGGGCCUCGACUUUGGCGUCCCCGAUCCCCCCAAACCCGACUCGGAGAGUCCCGAAGUUUCUCCUCCACAUACGCUGGAUGACUUACUCCACGAAAGCAUGUAUAAAUAUCAUUUGCCGGAGCCUCCAAGGAAGCGUAAGAGCAAUGAGUCGAUUACCAAAGAGGAGGCAACUACGAUCAAGUCAACUGGUGCUGUGCCCAAAACAACAAUCAAUCGAAGUGAGUUACCUGUCAAGCGGAUCAACAAACAGGACGGCUGUUCAUCGCAGCCUUUGAAAAAGAAAGUGAAGAAAGAACACUUGGAGGAGCCGGAGCCGGAAAUUGAUCUCGACUGUGAAUUUGGCAUGGAGAACAUUCAAAAGUUUCGCUCAAAUACCGUGCGUGAGGAUCCAUUGCCCUCAGGCAUUUGCUUGACCAAUCAAAUAAUGUUCACAAACCAAUUUCACUUUGCGAAGCCGCUGCCGAUGGUUGCCAAUGCAUUGGACAUUAAGAAAAGCGAAGCGAUGACUACGCUCAAGAUUGAUGACAAUAUUGAUCCCCAAGACGAGCAGUCACCCGGCUAUCCGCAGUGUGAGACACGUCCCGGCACUCCCUUUGAGUUGCAGCCAAUUGAAGGCGAUCCCCAAGACGAGCAGUCACCCGGCUAUCCGCAGUGUGAGACACGUCCCUGCACUCCCUUUGAGUUGCAGCCAGUUGAAGGCGAUCCCCAAGACGAGCAGUCACCCGGCUAUCCGCAGUGUGAGACACGUCCCUGCACUCCCUUUGAGUUGCAGCCAGUUGAAGGCGAAGGCGAGAAGGCGCUGCCGAUAGUUGCCUAUGCAUUGGGCCUUAAGAAAAGCGGAUCGGUGACUACGCUUAAGAUCAAUGACGAUCAUGAACCCCAAGUCGAGCAGUCACCCCGCUAUCCGCAGUGCAAGGCACCUCCCUGCACUCCCCGCACUCCCGCUAAGUGGCAGCCAGAGAAAGGCCAAGGCGAGAAGGCGCUGCCUAUGGUUGCCUAUGCAUUGGGCCUUAAGAAAAGCGGAUCGGUGCCUACGCUUAAGAUCGAUGACGAGCGUGAUCCCCAAGUCGUGCAGUCACCCGGCUAUCCGCAGUGUGAGACACGUCCCGGCACUCCCUUUGAGUUGCAGCCAGUUGAAGGCGAUCCCCAAGACGAGCAGUCACCCGGCUAUCCGCAGUGUGAGACACGUCCCUGCACUCCCUUUGAGUUGCAGCCAGUUGAAGGCGAUCCCCAAGACGAGCAGUCACCCGGCUAUCUGCAGUGUGAGACACGUCCCUGCACUCCCUUUGAGUUGCAGCCAAUUGAAGGCGAUCCCCAAGACGAGCAGUCACCCGGCUAUCCGCAGUGUGAGACACGUCCCGGCACUCCCUUUGAGUUGCAGCCAGUUGAAGGCGAUCCCCAAGACGAGCAGUCACCCGGCUAUCCGCAGUGUGAGACACGUCCCGGCACUCCCUUUGUGUUCCAGCCAGUUGAAGGCGAUCCCCAAUUCGAGCACUCACCCCGCUAUCCGCAGUGUAAGGCACCUCCCUGCACUCCCCGCACUCCCGCUAAGUUGCAGCCAGAGGAAGGCCAAGGCGGUUGGCUGUCUCCGCCUGUCGUCGUCGACGAUGGGAGGCUCGAUUUGCUGUCGUCGAGCAUCCCAGAGCAUAAUAUCAUUAUCGAGAAGAUUCUCGAUAAAAACCCAGUCGGUCGCUUUUAUUGGGAUUAACGAAAUUUGAUAGUAUAAUGGUUACAUCGUCAAAGUAACUUUGACUAGUUUAAUGGAUUUUGAUUUUUGUUUUCUCGCUGCCAUUGCAACAUCCAUAUAUUUUUGAUUUCAAUAUUUUCUGUUUAUUUUUGGUAUUUGUCAUUUUGAACG
Messenger RNA from Drosophila albomicans, 2829 nucleotides. RefSeq lists its product as uncharacterized. The record is from RefSeq and is a predicted model, not a curated record. NCBI's taxonomy places the organism in Eukaryota, Metazoa, Arthropoda, Insecta, Diptera, Drosophilidae. Bases 670 to 2679 code for a protein of 669 amino acids. The transcript is spliced from 10 exons.